AUGCGACAGGAGAUUUUGAAUAAAAUGUCGGCUCUGGAACGGCACGUGUUCUCGAGAUGUUCUAAACAAGCUUAUUUCGAUGUCUCGCGAAACGAGCAUUACAUCAAAACGUUGCGGUUGAAACGAAUUUCCAAAUCGAAAUUUGAAAUCUCGCUGGAUUUUGAGGAUAAAUAUUGCGUCAAACACUUUCACAUAAAACAUAUGCCAAUUAUCGAUCGAUUUUUGUUAAAAUCAGCGAGAAGUUUGGAAAGUCUGAAAUUAACUGAGAAUAAGAACUUAAUUUGGACAACUCCACCUCUCACAUUUUUUAAGUUACGAAAUGUUGUGUUAACAACAAAACGAGUGAACGCCAUUCUGUUGAAGAUCAAAACACGGGUUGCACUUAAUUCAUUAGCCGUGAAUCCAGGCUUUCGUGGGGAAUCGGUUGAUGUCUCAAUCACAAAGGUAAUUUCAAUAUCAAAUCAGAUUGUUCAAUAAACACAUUUACUUCUUCAGAUUAAAGAAGUGAUGGAUUCCAUCUCGAUGCCGAGUUGCAACUUGUUAUACGAAAAUUUAAAAAUGUUGAGAGCGUCACAUGUACGAAUGGGAUUGGUGGACACAAAUUCCGAUCGUUUGCUUGAUUAUUUGAGGAGCUGGAGAGAAAGACAUGUCGAAAAUUCGCUCCAAAGACUUUAUUUACAUUUACACAAAGAAAUGCAAAUUGAUGAAAUUCGUCGUCGAUUGGAAAUUGUUGGAGAUCCAUUGAGGUGA
Molecule: messenger RNA, 750 nt
Organism: Caenorhabditis angaria
Lineage: Eukaryota; Metazoa; Nematoda; Chromadorea; Rhabditida; Rhabditidae
Source: the annotation of a GenBank genome assembly